Vanderwaltozyma polyspora DSM 70294 is the source of this 1968-nucleotide messenger RNA. It is a transcript of the gene AIM21, whose product is annotated as Aim21p. The coding region runs from base 1 to 1968 and encodes 655 amino acids. The transcript has a single exon. Lineage: Eukaryota; Fungi; Ascomycota; Saccharomycetes; Saccharomycetales; Saccharomycetaceae. The record is from RefSeq and is a predicted model, not a curated record.
AUGUCUGAGGAGGAUAUUCCUAUCAUUCCAUCAAGACCCAAGAAAAGGGCAACUGAUUCUUCUUUAAGUAGCUACACGCCAAAUGCUAGUGCAGAUAAUUUGAUUUCACCUUCACCACCAAUCAUCCCUACAAGCAGGCCUUUAUCAAGGGCAAAGACUACAGAUAAUAUAAAUACUGAUCCUGUUACUACAACUGGCAUUGCUACGAAGGAAGAAGUAGAAUUGCCAAAGGUUCCUACUAAUAGACCAACAAGACGCACAACUACGCAAGAAUUAAAUGAUUUAAUUGAUAAUACAAACCAUGAAUUGGAGGAAAUCGAAGCGAUGGUGUUUAAAGAUGAUCCAAAUAAAAUGAGUACUGGUACCAAUGAUGAUGAUAUUCCUCAUGUUCCUGGAAAUAGACCAAAAAUCACUUCUAAAACAACAACAACGAUUACUAAAGAAUCUCUAAAUGACAGCGAUGCUGCAAUUAAUAAUAAAAAUCCUUCAGAUGAACAAACUGAUUCGAAAGUAAGGCCUGAAGUUUUUAAAGAAAAUCUCAAUGAAGCGAAAAUUGCAAAAACGUAUGAUAUUAUGGAUAUGAACAACGACAUCAAAGAAUUUGUCGAUAAUGGAAAUAAAACAUUGAGUGAAAAUGAAGAUACUGUUUCAACAGAACAUCUCGACAAAGUUACAACUAGUGAUGCUUCGAGAGUUGAUGAACCUCCUGACACAACACUAAUGAAAGAGCCAAAUACAAUUCUUGAUUCUGAAGAAGUUCUUGCUAGCAACGAUGGGCAGGUAUCCAUUAAUGAAAAGGAGAUAACACCUACGAUCCCAAAUAGACCAUCAAGAAAGAAGGAAGAACAAUCGGAAUCUACAUCUAAUGUAGAAUCUACUCCUGUUAUUCCUGUAAGACCGGCUAAGGUUAAAGAGAUACAGUCUGAAUCUUCAACACGUUUAGAAUCUUCUAGCUCUGACGAACAGGAGAAGGCUAAUAUGGUAGACUCAGUAUCUGCGGUUGCAGAAAGAUCUACAAAUAGUAAAGAUCAAAUAUACACCAAUUCAGAACGUGCAUCAAAGGAAAGUUUGAGUGAGGCAAAAGAACCUGAAAUUGAGAAGAAUGAUAACCAAGUACAUAUAGAGACUAAACAUAUUCCAGUAAUACCUGAAAGACCUAAAAAGAAUGGACCGCCACCAAUUCCAAAAAAGCCCUCCUCAAGAAUUGCCGCCUUCCAAAAGAUGAUUCAAGAACAACAAGCACAAAGCUUUAAUUCAUUAGCAUCUGACGUCCCAACAUCAGAACGGACUAUCUCUGAGAUUGAAAAAGAUGGUGAUAAAUUGAAAACUGAACAGACAAUGGAAGAGAAAAAUCAAAUCAACAGAAGUAAUGCCGAGAGAACCAAAUUUGCAAGUAGCUUGAAUGGAUUAUUCGCCUUGCCGGGAAUGGCUCCAUUACAAAAUCUACCAGCCGCAUUAACCAAAAAAUUGUCCCAGCCUUCUGAAUCUGGUUUCAAUGACUCCAAGGAAGUAAAUGGAGGUGAAAACAUAUCUAAUAUUCGUCAAAAACGUGCUAGGGGUCCUAGGGGUAGAAAAUUACCUUCAAAGGUUGCUGCUGUAGAAAAAGUCAAUGACUCAAAUAACUCCAAUGAAAUUGAAGUUUUCAGAGCGUGGAGAAUUGAUUCUAAACCUGUGACACCUUCAGAAGAAAUAGUUAUCACUCAGAAUCAGCUAAGUGAUAAACAAUCUGUAAUUUCGUCAGAAGAUAUUAUAACUGAAUCAGAAACUGACAAACAAAUCACUUCCUCUACAGAAGAAUUUCAUAAAUAUACAGAACAAGAGACAGAUAUCACUGAUAGAAAUCAGGAUGUGACGGCCGAAGUCCUAGAGCAUGACAUUGAAGUACAGAUUGAAAAAGAAAUGGAAGAACAGAUAUUGGCCGAGGAUGAACCUUAUGAGGAAGUAUUUAGUGCAGAAACUAUUGGAUAA